UGGUGGACAAAGUUCGUCGACUGCUAAAACUUUCCAUAAUUGUAUUGUCAAUCCCACCGAUUCGGAACGUGAUGAUAUCUCAUAAUUAUUACACCAUCAAGCCUUUAAAGUUAGGAGUUGAAUGUCGUGGUCUAGAUCUUUCAAAAGAUGUUCCUGAUGAAGUUAUUGAGCAGCUGAAGAAAGAUGUGCAUACUUUCAGGUUGAUGGUAUUUAGAGACCAAGGAAUAUUAUCUGGGAGUCGGCAUGUUGAAAUAGGUAGAUGGUUUGGUGAGCCAGAGUCAACCUUUUACAAGCACCCCAAGUCUCCACAUCCAGAUGUAUUCCGUGUGUCAAACGAUGAGGCCGAGGGCUGCACAGGAGUCGGUCGGACUGGAUGGCACAUUGAUGGCAGCUUCCAGCCAGCCCCUUUUGCCUAUUCUUUGUAUCAUAUGGUUGCAAUUCCAAAGACCGGAGACACAGUGUUUGCACCAAUGAACGAGAUAAUUGAAGGAUUACCACCAGAGAAACGUGAUCAUUGGGAACGUCUCUCGAUGAUGAGUGAUCGGAGACAGAAUAGCGUUCACCCUCUUAUCUACUCCCAUCCAGUAACAAGAAAAAGGACCCUGUGCUUCCAUAUUGGCAUGAUUGAUGGCUUUGUUUACGAUUAUGGCAAGGAUGGUGAAAGAUACACAAGUCGAAAAGAGACCAUACAGAUUUUGAAGGAGCUUCACCAUGAAUUUGUCAAGGAUAAUGGAGCCAUUCAGUAUUCACAUAAGUGGAAACCCGGUGACUUUAUCUUCUCGGAUAACCUCGCAGUGGCACACGAAGCCAGUCCGCACUCACAACUACCACGCGAGGAAGCUGGAUUGAGGGUACUUCAUAGAGUGACAAUAAAGGGCACAAGAGCUCCCAAGAAAGACUACGAUUGGCCUCCAAGAGAAAAGGAAGAAUUGUAGACCAUAGACAACGACAAUUAAAAGCUUUGUGUGAAAAUGGCUAUGGUGCUAGCAAUGAGAAAGUGUACCAGUACACUGUAGAGUUGUGAUGGGUGAAAGUACGAGGGUAGACUUUCACAUAAAUAGAUGCCAUAUAAUCAUUGUGAUAGUCGUGUCCCAGACCUGACAUAUGCUUCAAAGAACUUGACCGCAAAAUGAACAAGAACAAGUGGGGGCUUAGAUUUGGGAUGUGGGCUGAACAAAAUUACAUUGACAAUUUUGUGCCAGCUUCCUCAUAUAUGCACGUAGGUGUUCUUCUGUCUUUUAGACAGAUUCUUCAAAGUUUGAUCGUCAUCAGUUCGAUUAUCUGAUUGUUGUCUUCAAUAAAAACUAACAAGUAAAUCUAACCACUUUUUUGUGCUUUUAUUUACAGGAAAUGCAUAGAAUGUA
Molecule: messenger RNA, 1364 nt
Organism: Lineus longissimus
Lineage: Eukaryota; Metazoa; Nemertea; Pilidiophora; Heteronemertea; Lineidae
Product: alpha-ketoglutarate-dependent taurine dioxygenase-like
Exons: 5
Coding region: 72-935 (287 amino acids)
Molecular function (GO): oxidoreductase activity
Source: RefSeq, a predicted model, not a curated record